AAUUGUCGUUUAUACAUUUGUUUGAAGACGCCUCUUAGUUUUUUAUGCAAACAUUUAAGAUAGCUUGCAGAAAAUAACAGAAAUUAAAUCUCUUUUACUUUCCAAACCACAAAAGUUAUGUAAGUAGACAUUUCAUAAUUUAAAAUAAUUUAAAAACUAUUUUCCCAAAAAAAUGAGAAUAUUAUAUAUAUUAUUAUUGACAUUGUAUAUAUUUAAUCGAAUUCCUGUUAUACGUGACUAUUUAGUUAUUAUCAUAGCAUUUGGUGCGCUUGAAACCUGGCGAUGACGUCAGUGUAGGGCGUAUGCGUGCAAGCGUCUAAUGUAUGCACACCGUUUGAAUAGACUAGAAUAUUCACGCACCUGCUAGGAUGGCGGCUAUUAGGAAGAAGUUGGUUAUUGUAGGGGAUGGAGCAUGCGGGAAGACCUGCUUACUGAUUGUUUUUUCCAAGGAUCAAUUUCCUGAAGUGUAUGUGCCUACAGUUUUUGAAAAUUAUGUGGCAGAUAUCGAAGUGGACAGCAAACAAGUUGAAUUGGCUCUUUGGGAUACAGCUGGGCAAGAAGAUUACGACCGCCUUCGUCCUCUCUCCUAUCCUGAUACUGAUGUUAUUCUUAUGUGCUUCAGCAUUGAUAGCCCAGAUUCAUUAGAAAAUAUUCCAGAAAAAUGGACACCCGAAGUGAAGCAUUUUUGUCCAAAUGUACCAAUUAUUCUUGUUGGUAACAAGAGGGACUUGAGAAAUGAUGAAGGAACGAAACGGGAAUUGCAAAAAAUGAAGCAAGAGCCUGUUAAAUAUGAGGAUGGUCGCACUAUGGCUGAUAGAAUAAGCGCUUUUGGGUACUUAGAAUGUUCAGCUAAAACUAAAGAUGGAGUUCGAGAAGUUUUUGAAACUGCCACAAGGGCUGCUUUACAAGUUAGGAGGAAGAAGAGAGGAAAAUGCCUUAUAAUUUAA
Dimorphilus gyrociliatus is the source of this 947-nucleotide messenger RNA. The record is from the annotation of a GenBank genome assembly. NCBI's taxonomy places the organism in Eukaryota, Metazoa, Annelida, Polychaeta, Dinophilidae.